AUGCCGCACCUCACGGCUUGGCUCUUGGCCGUUGUCGGUUUCAGUGCCCCCGUGACUUGCGAAAGCCGCCGAUACUCGACAUGGAUGCUCGAUAGCAUCAAGGAACGAAAGCAAGGCGUUAUUUCGUCAGGCGCAUCAAGCAGCUAUUUGGAAACAGGCAUUCUUUCAAUCGCCCUCGAGGCUGUCAUCAAGCAGUACCCAGAGCUGAAAGAUCAGUACGCUCCCUACCUGGGAGAUGUCCUUGAGGCCGGCAUACCAAGCCUGACCAACGCAACCUAUGUGGCGACACGGCCUCUGGAUCGUUUUUCGGUCGCCAAUGCCGUUCAAGAAGCUUUGCAAGCGGAUGUCGUUUCAAUCUCGCCUACAGUUUCAGCAGCAUUGAACACCAUCAAUGAGUCUUUGUCGCUUCAGAUCAGGAACCCCGAAGGCGGACUGUGGUAUUACGUUUACCCGCAAUGGAGCUACCUUGAUGGCAUGUUCUCUGUGCUGCCCUUCAUGGCAUCCCAGCCGCAGCCUAAUUACACGGACAUUAGCCUGCAGAUGACGCUACUUUACGAACACUGCUUUCAGAAGAAUACUUCGUUGGUUGCUCAUGGUUACGACUACUCGAAGAGGGCUGUUUGGGCGGACUCGAAGACGGGUGCGAGCCCGUAUGUUUGGGGUCGCUCUGUGGGCUGGUUUGUCGCUGGUCUGGUGCAAACAUGGGAGUCUCUGGACUGUCUCGCGGGCAAGCGUGAGGCGGAACCAGUCUGUAAGCAACUCCGACAGAUGACGACUCAGCUUGCUACGUCACUCGUCAGAUACGCCGAUCCGGAGACCGGAGCCUGGUGGCAAAUCACGACUUUCCCAGGCCGCAGCGGCAACUACCUCGAAAGCUCUAGCACGGCCCUCUUCAUGUUCUCCAUGUUGAAGGGCAAGAGAAUUGGCAUGCUCUCUGACUCCAAAGUAGAUUUUAGACAAGCGGCUCUGAAAGCAUACGACUACACCGUUCGCAACUUCGUUGUUGACACUGGUAACGGGACCAUUGGCUACAACAAGACGGUAGCGGUUUGUAGUCUCAACUCUACUGCGUCAUACGAAUAUUACACCAACCAGCCACUUUUACCGAAUAGUCUUCUAGGAGAGUCCGCAUUUAUUUUGGCUUCACUUGAGGUAGAGAGAUGCUAA
This is a messenger RNA of Colletotrichum spaethianum, 1167 nucleotides long. RefSeq names its product unsaturated rhamnogalacturonyl hydrolase YteR. Gene Ontology annotation, biological process: carbohydrate metabolic process. Bases 1 to 1167 code for a protein of 388 amino acids. The record is from RefSeq and is a predicted model, not a curated record. NCBI's taxonomy places the organism in Eukaryota, Fungi, Ascomycota, Sordariomycetes, Glomerellales, Glomerellaceae. The transcript has a single exon.